AUGGGCAUGCCCGGUGAUCUUCCGCGCUUUCCCYGCUGGUGCAAGGCGACGUAUUCUUGGGGAGGAGAGACGAAGAAGGACUUGGGCUUCAUCGAAGGCGACCUGAUUGAAGCGCUGAAUGCCGGCGAUGGACAGUGGUGGAUGGGCCGUCUGCGACGCGAUCCUCGCGCAAUUGGCCUGUUUCCCUCCAAUUUCGUCCGAGUGCUGGAGGAGUCCUUUACACCCGCGCCGAACACCCGCAAUGGCUCAUCCACACAGCAGUCCUCCAAAUUGGGAGCGACGUCGGUGAGGAACAAGGCCACCUUCCGGAAGCCAUAUCAGGCUUACGAAGAUGCGGGCAAGCGCGAUAGCUCGGGCAGCAUGGGAAAGGAAGGCACGCCGGACGGAGAGGCAGACAAGGUGAAGAAAGAGAAGAGCAAGUUUCGCCCGUAUUCCAGUAUGAAGACUGCUCAGGCGCCGACGGGGACGGUGAAGAGAACUCCCCAAAGUACUGGACCAAGAAUCCCCGAUCCCCCUCCCAGACGAGGCGCAUCACGACGGCCUCGGAGCCCAAUGCCUCCAACGACUGCACAAUCGCGUCUGCUAGUAUCCCCUUCAGCUUCACCCACACCCACGCCGGGUUACAUUCCAUAUCGUGCUCCAUCUCCUCAGCCAAGCUACCGUGCGCCUUCGCCUGCUCCCCCACGAUCGCCGUCUCCGCUGCCAUCUACAUAUCACGAUGGUUCGGCGUAUCCCCAGAUGCUCCCACCAUUACAGCAGCCGUCGCCGCAUCCCUAUCAGCAGCAAGACUACUAUGCAAGAGGGCCCUCACCCGCGCCAUAUGAACCUGCACACUACGAAGAGGAAGACAUGGGCUCUUCGCCGCCUCCUCCGCCGCCGCCUGCUCAUCGCGUGGCAUAUCAGCCAAGUAGAGCGCCGUCAUUGGAGAUGGAUCCUUAUGGAGAUGGAGCAUACUCAAGGAACGGUAGCCACACUCCAAUCCCGCCUUCUCCCGGUGCGGCCAGCCAAAUGACCCCGUCACCUCUGCGCGCCGCCAUGAACGAUGUCAUGUCGUCUUUGGACGAUAUGCAGUCACCAUCAAGAGGUCCACCCUCGGAUGUCUGGUCACCAGAUGAAUUUGAUGUGGUUCGAUCCAAUUCCCAAGCUCAGUAUCGCGCACAAUCGGCAAUGGGCUUCUCCGCUCAUGGUAGCCACAUAGAUCGUGCUCAGUCAUCGUUGGGGUUCGCGACACAGGACCAAUCCCAUGGCUAUGAGCCGAGAAGCAAGACACCGUCAUUACCUUCCUCAAGAAAUGGCCCGACUCGUGUCGGCGACUAUGCAGAUCAUUUGGAGCAGCAACUACGUCAAUUCGCAGAAGAGCCUCCUCAACCACCCCUGAAAGGCACACAAUACGCAAAACGGCCGGAAACCUCGAGCAGUGACUCCAGCAACAGCUCCCCGGGACAUAACACACACUCCCAGCAACAGCAUCCCAAGCUCCGACAUCAGAAAUCUGCAUUCGAGCUGGGACGUGAACGGCUGAAUCGAACAUACACCACCAAGACCAAUGCUACAAACUCCACAGAGAACUCGUCUGCAACGCAGAGUUCUACCGGCACUCAGAUGACCAGCCAUAGCAUCAUGUCGGGGCAGUCUGCGGGUGCUUUCAGUGCGACAAGCGCUGGAAGCCUCGCGAGACGCAAAUUUGGUUUCGGGAGCCAGCACAGAAGAGGCAUCAGUAUGGUUGACACCAAAUCGACAGGCGAUAUGAUUUCCAGCGUACGCAGCACGACGGCUAGCGAUAGUAUCGGGUCCGGACCGAGCUACCAUGAAAGUCAUGCUUCUUAUAAUCAAAGACCGUUCACGCCCACUGCAGACUGGAACCAAGAUCCGAUGGAGUCAGCAGGCGUUUUAGGAGGCCUGAGUUCACCCCAGUCCAAGCGUAGUGGCUUCUUCAAAAGGAUGAUUGACUCUGCCAAGACGACAGCAAGGACCGGAGCGGCAAAUGCAAGGUCUACCAUUGGAAGCAGCACUAGUCGACCGGGUAGCCGCGCAGGAAGUAGAUCUGGCAGUCCCACCAAGUCGAUGAUUGGCGGGAACGGACCAACUUCGAUUGCUGGUGGUACUGCCUUCCGACCUGCCACUGCACCUGGAGGAGGCGCCGCUGCCAUGGGACUUGGUGGAGGCGGCGACUGGAUGCAGGUCCGCCGGGAUGUGAACCGAUCGAAUUCAUUAAGUCAGCGGGAGAGGGACGAGAGAGCAGAGCGUUGCGAGCUGCACGAUCUUCCAGUCCUGCGACCAGUCGAUCUGCUUCUCGAAUUGACCGAGGGUAAUGAAGGCCUAGACGGACUUGCAAUUCACGAGCCAACCGACUUUAACCUGCCGAACCUGGCUUUGGUGGACAAGAGCACUCGGUUUAUACAGAAUGUCCCUCCCAUGGUCAGUGCAAGCUCUUUGGCCCAGACGUAUGUCUGUCGGCCUCACAGAAGUGAUGUGCAACGACUACGAGCAGUGUUUACUUGGGUUGCCGAGCGCAUCACAUGGGAGGACGACUUUGAGGGCCAUAUCGACACAAGACGGGCAAUUCAGACCAAGCGUGGGUGCAGCGAAGAGAUAGCUUUGCUGGUCAGCGAGAUGUGUAUGGCCGUUGGUCUACAUGCGGAGGUGGUGCAGGGAUAUCUCAAGGGACCUGGCGAGAUCCUUGACUUGGACAUUAUCUCCACACCGAAUCAUUUCUGGAAUGCUGUCAUCGUGGAUGGUGAAUGGCGCAUCAUGGACUGCGCUUUGGCCAGCCCGACUCAUCCACGGMGAAGUGCGUACAGCUCUGCCAGUAGUCAGGUCGCCGAGUCCUGGUACUUCCUCGCCCAGCCAAUGGAGAUGUGCUAUACACACAUUCCUCUCCAUCCGGAGCAGCAGCACAUUGUCCCGCCCGUGGAUCCUGAGAUCCUCAUGGCGCUUCCUUGCGCCUGUCCGUCAUUUUUCAGAAACUCUGUGGAAUUGAUCGAUUUCGAUACCAGCAUGCUGCAUCUGGAAAAUCUGGAGAUGGCUCACUUACAUGUCAUGGUGCCAGAAGAUGUCGAGUGUGUGGCUGAAACCGAAGCUCGUGGAUUCGCUCAGGAUGCGGAUGGUGACUUCUUCGAAAGCGGCGACAUGGUCACGAAGAGGGCUUUUACGCAAGCUGAAUGGGUCGGCGGUCGGAAACGUUUCACUAUCAAGGCUUUGCUCCCUGGUGAUGAAGGGCGUGGUGUGCUCAAGAUCUACGCUGGGAAGCGAGGUCUGAUGCACACCAUCAAAGACAACCCGCAUUCCCUCGCCCUGACCAUGCCGCUCUCCCACGCUGGACAGAACCCACCAUAUGAUUUCGCCACGAGGCAUCCGACUCCGCACGCACAGCGACAUGAUUUGUACAUCGCUCAGCCGMAAUGCGCACGCUUGACCGUAAACAACACCUUUGUAUUUUCCGUCCGCCAACACCCUUCCUCGCUCUCGCGCUUCACGCCUGAUACAUGGGGAGGAGCGAGCAACGGCCGGCCUCCGAGUCCAAACCCCAUGAUGAGACCGACCAGCGCCAUGAGUAUGGUCUCAUUCUCCGCUUCCCAGAGUGGGAGCCAGUACUCCGAGGGAUCGUCCAACUCUGGCCAGGGGAUGACAUCUGCUCAGCAGAAACCUGCCAAGUUGGCAAUACAGAGUCCCAGUCAGAAGAUCAUCCGCUUGACAAGGAAGCAGGAGCAUACUAGUAAGAAUGUUGAAGAGGACGGGGGACUGACGACCGCUUGGGAGACGGUGAUCAAGAUAGGGGAGAGGGGGAUGUGGAGGGGACUUGUGCUUGCUGAUCGGAGUGCGAGAUGGUGUGUCUUUGCGGAGUGGGAGUGUGUGUGA
This is a messenger RNA of Ramularia collo-cygni, 3858 nucleotides long. Its product is annotated as related to TGc (transglutaminase/protease-like) domain-containing protein involved in cytokinesis. Gene Ontology annotation, molecular function: protein binding. The transcript has a single exon. The record is from RefSeq and is a predicted model, not a curated record. NCBI's taxonomy places the organism in Eukaryota, Fungi, Ascomycota, Dothideomycetes, Mycosphaerellales, Mycosphaerellaceae. Bases 1 to 3858 code for a protein of 1285 amino acids.